Molecule: messenger RNA, 1092 nt
Organism: Suillus bovinus
Lineage: Eukaryota; Fungi; Basidiomycota; Agaricomycetes; Boletales; Suillaceae
Product: chitin synthase III catalytic subunit-domain-containing protein
Exons: 4
Coding region: 1-1092 (363 amino acids)
Biological process (GO): protein folding
Cellular component (GO): endoplasmic reticulum membrane
Source: RefSeq, a predicted model, not a curated record
AUGACAAUCACCUUUGGCUCCUUCGAUGGAGUGUGCAGCACUGCUGCUCUCGUCAUUUGUCCAUUGCUGGGAACCUCUGGAGAAGGCGUAGAGCCUACUUGCUACUCGCGCAAUGUUCAAAUCGGCCAGACCCUCAUCUUCCAGCCUUCCACAUCUUUUGUCCACAUCGUUGCAAUAAUUAUGACGGCAAUCAUGAUCUAUCAUAUUCGCUCAAAGUACACCGCAGUUGGACGGAAAGAGAUCGUGAUGUUCUUUUGGAUGUAUAUGGUCAUCGAACUUCUCGCAAUGUUCCUUGACUCGGGGAUCAUACCAACUUCGAACGUCAGCUAUCCCUGGUUUGCUGCAGUUUAUACAGGUCUAGUAGCAGCUGCCUACUGCUGUCUGCUUAUCAACGGUUUCGUUGGAUUCCAAUUCGCUGAAGACGGGACGCCUCUUUCUCUUUGGCUCCUUCGGAUAUGCUGUUUCGCUGUCUUUGGAGGAUCAUUCUUCAUCGCUAUCGCCACCUUCAAAUCUUUUGUUACAUUCUCCCCGACGAAACCUAUCGCCCUCUUCGUCAUUUACCUCAUAUGGCCCAUCUUAUGCGUCGCCACAUAUACCAUAUUGCAACUCGUUCUUGUAUUCCGGACUCUUGAUGACCGCUGGCCCCUUGGUGACAUCAUAUUUGGGAUCUCGUUUUAUGCGAUCGCACAAGUUCUCCUGUUCGCCUUCAGCGUCACCAUUUGUAAUGCCAUCAAACAUUACUUGGAUGGUCUGUUCUUCUUCACGUUGUGUGUUUUGUUGAGUGUUAUGAUGGUCUACAAAUACUGGGACAGCAUCACGCGUGAAGACCUCGAAUUCUCCGUGGGAUCUAAAGCCGCGGUCUGGGAAGUCAAGGACCCACUUCUCACGGCUUCAGUCACGACUCCUGGUAUAGACUACGAGGAGGAUACAUCAAGUUACCACGCUGGAGCUGCGAGCCUUGUGGGUGAUGUUAGUGGUACGCAGUAUUACGGCGGAAAGCAAGCGUACGGUGCCCAGGCUGGUUACGGACAAGGAGGCUAUGGUGGCGCACGAAGGGCCUAUCCACCGACACCGACAUCUGAAGGCUAUUGA